Thalassophryne amazonica is the source of this 3281-nucleotide messenger RNA. RefSeq names its product poly(ADP-ribose) glycohydrolase-like. The record is from RefSeq and is a predicted model, not a curated record. Bases 395 to 2773 code for a protein of 792 amino acids. Gene Ontology annotation, molecular function: poly(ADP-ribose) glycohydrolase activity. Gene Ontology annotation, biological process: regulation of DNA repair; nucleotide-sugar metabolic process; carbohydrate metabolic process. Gene Ontology annotation, cellular component: cytoplasm; nucleus. NCBI's taxonomy places the organism in Eukaryota, Metazoa, Chordata, Actinopteri, Batrachoidiformes, Batrachoididae. The transcript has 17 exons.
UUUGCGCACCGUCCAUCGUGAUGACGUCACUGUCUACAGUGUAGCCGUGUUACAGCAGUACGACGAUAACUAAAAACCGCACUUUGAAGCUCUUUAGUCGAGUUUGUGCUCGUUUACGUGUCUUAAAAUAUUUUCUGCAACAUGUUGUCUUUCGGUCUUUAUGAAUGCGCAUUAUAAAGCUAAUUAGCCUUGUAGCUAGCUUUAGCGGUUAGCAGCACAGAUUAGCUGGUGAUGCUAAGUUGUUAAAUAGCUAAACUACAUGAGUGCUUUUAAUGCAUUACUUACGGUCAUGUAUGGCGCUUCGUCGUGUUUGGAGAAUUGUUAACUUACUACAGAAAGAGCAGUCUAAACAAGUCGGGAUAACGGCAUUCCUGUUGUCACCUGCAGUGAUAUUAUGUUCCCUGUGUUGUUUUCUAACAGAAUGACGACAAUGACAGAGCCUGAACCCAUGGCGAAAAGACCAAAGGUUGGAAUUGGUGACCAAACACCUUUGUCAUCAAAACAAGAUUUACCAUUAUGCAUUCAAAGUGUAAAAACUGUGACAGUGAGUCAAGAAAAGAGAAAAGGCAUUGAUGAGAGAGCAAUAGAUGUGCACCCAAAGACUGAAUCAGGUGGCUUCAGAGGCAUAAAGACAAAGGGGUUCCAUCGCAGAAUCAGCCCUAGACAGCAGCAGACAUUCAGAAGCACUCUUGAACAGUGGCUGGUAAAGCCCUCCAAAAACCCAAGCCCAGCUGGAGUGUUCCAAACUGAAGAGGAUGUAGAAAUGAGCAAUGCCAAUACCUGUCACAGCACUUCAGGUCAUUCUCAGAGCUCUGAGAGUGCACAUUGUGUUAGUGAAAAGACUGAAGGUGCUGCUGAUUUAGACAUGGAUGAAAAAACCCAAUCCUUGACACCACAGCUCUUUGAGGAAGAUGAGCCUUUCCCAAUAGUUUCAGCUUCUAAGUGUUCUGCAGACAGUGGGAUGUGUCAGAAACUGUUUAGUAAUGAAGAUGGCAUAAAAAAACAAGAAUCUGAGAACUGCUCAGGAGGCUCUAACAGACGCGAUCACAAAAUAACAGACUUUUUUUCAGGGAUCUCAUCUUGGAGUAUACCUUUGAGCUGUGGUAGACAACUUAAAUCUGCAGAGAAACAGGAUGGAGGCAUUGAAUCGCAUCGUGCUGAUGUCAGACAUGAUGUCACAUGGCUGGGGACACCAAUCGGAGAGCUGAGGAGAAUGCCAGUGUGUGGCGCGCCACUUCCUCCGCUGAAGGAUACUCCUGGCAAACACACUGUACUAAUAAGGACAGACCUCCUUAAGAGUGGUAAAGUGCCUGUUCCAUAUCCCUCCAAAUUUCAGGACAGCUGGGAUGAUGUGCAUGUGAAGAUGCCCUGCUCCAGUAUGAACCUGUUUCCUGUAGUAGAUGAGGAAACAAAAGAACUCCAGAAGAGGAGCAGAUGGGAGUUGAUAAUGGAAACAUUGACUAAGAAAUUCACAAUUCCACAUGAGAUGAAGAGUGCCAUACUGAAAUAUAGUGCUUCAGCUGCAAAGAAAUGGGACUUCACAGCAUUGCAUCUGUACUGCACAAAGGUCCUGGAGCCUGAUGCUGCUGAACAUCUGUUUGGCUCCUUGCUGCCAGACAUGGUGCAAUUAGCACUGAGAGCAUCUGAGCUGUGCACUAAGCCAAUACCCCUCCUGAAGGUGGGGAUGAACCACUCCAUCACAAUGUCUCAGGAGCAGGUGGCGUGCCUGCUCGCUAACGCCUUCUUCUGCACUUUCCCUCGAAGAAACUCCAGAAGAACUGAAUACUGCAACUAUCCAGACAUAAACUUCUUCAGGCUGUUUGAAGGGGCCUCUGCAAAGAAGAUUGAGAAGAUCAAAACCCUGAUGUGCUAUUUCACAAGUGUCAUGGAGGAAAAGCCAAUUGGGCUCAUAACAUUCACACGAAGAAGUCUGGAUAGACCUGUCAAUUGGAAAAGCUCACAGUGUCAACUCACAAGGCUUCAUAUUGCAUGUGAAGGGACCAUUGAGGAUGAUGGCUAUGGAAUGCUUCAGGUGGAUUUUGCAAAUCAGUUUGUAGGAGGAGGGGUCACUAGUUCUGGUCUAGUUCAAGAGGAAAUCCGUUUCCUGAUCAACCCUGAGCUUAUUGUUUCCCGUUUGUUCACUGAAGCCCUGGAUCACAAUGAAUGCCUUGUCAUCACAGGUUCACAGCAGUACAGUAAAUACACUGGCUAUGCUCAGACCUACCAAUGGGGUGGGAGCCACCAGGACCCAACUCCAAGAGAUGCUUGGCAGAGAAGACACACAGAAAUUGUAGCCAUUGAUGCUCUGCGGUUCAAGACCUUUCUUGAACAGUUUCAUCCAGCAAGAAUCAACCGGGAACUCAAGAAGGCAUACUGUGGCUUUGCUCGGCCAGAUGAAAGAAGCGAAAACCUUUCAGCGGUGGCGACCGGAAACUGGGGAUGUGGGGUAUUUGGGGGAGACACACACCUGAAAGCUCUGCUCCAGAUGCUGGCAGCUGCCGAGGCGGGACGAGAUGUGGCCUAUUUCACCUUCGGUGACAGCCAGCUCAUGACAGAUGUCCACAACAUGCACCGUUUCCUCACUCAGAGGAGCGUCAGAGUCGGGGAGGUGUACGAUCUUUUGAUGCAGUACUACAGCUCUGUGUGUAAGAGCUGCCUCAGUCAGCGCCCUGACGUCAGCCUCUACUCCUUCAUCUACCAACAGGUCAGCUCCUCCUUGGCGCCCAAUGACUGUGAGGGGGGUUCGCCCAGUCAACAUGUCCCAACAGCUUGAUGUUAGGUUCUGGGGACUGAUGAGUCACAGUGCCUUUACUCGUAUAACAAUACAGUUAUGCAACCAGAAAUUUACUUUAGCUUUAUUUUUAAUUAACACUGGAAGCCCAACUUGAAAAUGCAGUGUGCAUAUUAUGGACAAAAAUAUCCCCAGUAGAGAAGGUGAUUAGUUUGGGCUGUGCGUGCCCCUGCUUUUACUGCUUCUGGUAAUAUGCCAGUAGAUUAAACUCCACUGCAGCACAGUCAGGGGUUUUAAUGGUGAAGCAAAGGUUGCCAUUCAUCUUCUGAGUUUGUCAUGUUCCCUUUUUUUACACCCACACAAUUCCAGCCUAAUUGAAUUGAAUGUCAGAAAUCACGUUAAAGGUAAAUAAAUAAAUAAAUAACCUGAUUUGGGAAGCUUGGAAAAGUCUCACGAAAGGGGUUUUUGCUGAAGGACAUUAAUAAUCUCUUUGGACAGAAAUUAAUCUGUUGCUCUUUAGUUGAAAUAAAUCUUAUUAGUUAAUUGUGUU